This is a messenger RNA of Exophiala dermatitidis NIH/UT8656, 3863 nucleotides long. RefSeq names its product leucyl-tRNA synthetase. Gene Ontology annotation, biological process: leucyl-tRNA aminoacylation. The transcript has 3 exons. Gene Ontology annotation, molecular function: aminoacyl-tRNA deacylase activity; ATP binding; leucine-tRNA ligase activity. The coding region runs from base 112 to 3483 and encodes 1123 amino acids. Lineage: Eukaryota; Fungi; Ascomycota; Eurotiomycetes; Chaetothyriales; Herpotrichiellaceae. The record is from RefSeq and is a predicted model, not a curated record.
AGUGUUUCUAAGGUAGCCUUCACCACCUCAUAGGACUCACCCCCCAGGGCACAUCCUUGAUCAGAGCCCUCAGUCACUAGCUCUGAGCACUUCAUAUCCCGCUGCGCCAUCAUGGCGACUCAGAUUCCCGUCGAUCCCAGCGUGAGCUCGGCCAACACUCUUAAGCUCGAAAAUACGCACAACCGGGAUGUCUUGAUUGCAAUUGAGAAAAAGUACCAGCAGGAAUGGCAGAAGAACAAAGUCUUCGAGGCCGACGCGCCAACCACCACCGAAAUCCCCUUCAACUCGGUCCCGGCCGCCGACAUUCGAGACAAACACCCCAAGUACUUUGGCACGUUCGCCUACCCUUACAUGAACGGUACUCUCCAUGCUGGACACAGUUUCACCAUCAGCAAGGUGGAAUUCACCGCGGGGUUCAACCGGCUGCAGGGCAAGCGGGUUCUAUUCCCUCUGGGGUUCCACUGCACGGGGAUGCCGAUCAAGGCAUGCGCCGACAAACUGGUAGAGGACGUGAAGAGAUUUGGCAAGAACUUUGAAAACUACCAUGAAGACGAGGACGAAUCCAUAACAGAGUCCAACGGGGUCCCCAUUGCGCCGACGCAAGACGUCAACGUCAAGGACGACAUUACAAAAUUUAAGAGCAAAAAGGGCAAGCAGGCGGCCAAGACGGUCAAGGCCAACUAUCAAUUCCAGACCAUGUUGGCCAUGGGUAUCCCCAAGGAGGAAAUCCACAAAUUUGCCGACGCCAACUAUUGGCUCGAGUACUUCCCGCCGUUGUGCGAACAAGACCUGAUCGAUUUCGGAGCCAGAAUAGACUGGAGGAGGAAGUUUGUGACCACUGAUGCCAAUCCGUUCUACGAUGCAUUUGUGCGCUGGCAGAUGAACCGCCUCCAUGAGAUGAACAAGAUCUUGUACGGAAAGCGGUACACCAUCUACAGCCCGAAAGACGGCCAACCGUGUAUGGACCACGACCGAACCAAGGGUGAAGGCGUUGGCCCAACCGAAUACACGGCUAUCAAACUGAAAGUCAAGGAAUGGUCACCUGAGGCAGCCAAGGAGGUCCAAGGGAAAGUCCCCGAGGAUGCGGAUGUGUACUUUGUACCGGCGACGUUGAGACCCGAGACCAUGUACGGGCAAACGUGUUGUUUCGUCGGACCCAAAAUCAACUACGGCAUUUUCAAGGUCUCGGACAAGGAGUAUUUUGUCGUCACCAAGAGAGCCGCUUGGAACAUGGCUUUCCAGGGCAAAUUCUUUGACGAAGACCACUUCCCUCGCGACCAGAGUGAAUUGCAGCCGGUCGUGGAAUUGCCCGGGUCGGCAUUUGUGGGCACGUUGGUGAACGCUCCUUUGUCGGUACACACAGAAGGCGUACGAAUUCUGCCCAUGGAGACGGUCUCGGCCACAAAGGGUACUGGCGUGGUGACCUGCGUUCCUUCGGACAGUCCCGAUGACUACGCAACCGUGAGAGAGCUGGCAAAGAAGGCUGAUUUCUACGGCAUCAAAAAGGAGUGGGCCGAAUUGGAGAUCCUGCCUUUGAUCGAGACGCCGUCCUACGGCAAUCUCGCAGCUAAAUAUCUGGUUGAAACCAAAAAGAUCCAGUCACCAAAGGAUACCACGUUGCUGGCUGAAGCCAAAGAGCUUGCGUACAAAGAAGGUUUCUACAACGGCACCAUGCUGGUGGGCGAGUUCAAGGGCCAAAAGGUGUCUGAAGCCAAGGAGAAAGUCCGGCAAGCAUUGCUCAAGUCCGGCGAUGCUUUCCCUUUUGCAGACCCAUCGGCCGAGGUCAUCAGUCGAAGCGCCGACGAGUGUGUGGUGGCGUUCGUUCCUCAAUGGUUCCUCAACUACGGCCCCAACGACAAGGAGUGGCAGCAGACAGUUUUGAACUAUGUCAAGGAUCCGAAUGGGCUCGAGACAUAUGCGCCGGAAACCGAGAACCAGUUCGUGGCAAACCUGGAAUGGCUCAAUCAAUGGGCCUGCGCCAGGACCUACGGUUUGGGUUCUAAAUUGCCUUGGGAUCCCAAGUUCCUCGUGGAGAGUUUAAGCGACAGCACCAUCUACAUGUCAUACUACACGAUCGCCCAUUUCCUGCACGGCGACAAGUUCGGCAAGACCCCAGGCCUGCUGAACAUCAAACCUGAGCAGAUGACCGACGAUGUCUGGGACUAUGUGUUUACGCGGACGAACGACGUCGACAGCGUUUCGCAGUCGUCCAAGAUCCCCGUUGAGGAUCUGCAGUCCAUGAGACGGUCGUUCGAGUACUGGUAUCCGUUGGACCUGCGGUCGUCUGGCAAGGAUCUGAUCCCUAACCAUUUGACGUUUUUCUUGUACAUCCACCUUGCUCUUUUCCCGCGCGAAUACUGGCCCAAGUCCAUCCGGGCGAAUGGCCACUUGUUGCUCAACGGCGACAAGAUGAGUAAAUCGACCGGUAACUUUUUGACCUUAAGUCAGGCCGUCAAGAAGUUUGGUGCCGAUGCCACGCGGAUUGCCCUGGCCGACGCCGGCGACGGUAUGGAAGAUGCAAACUUUGAAGAGAAGAGCGCAAACGCCGCCAUCAUGCGCAUGUACACUUUGAAAGAGUGGAUCGAGGAUACACUAAAGGACCCGAAUCUGCGCGAGACCGAGGGUGAGUCGAUUUGGGAUCAACUGUUUGCUGACGAGAUGAAUUUGCUCGUCCAUGAAGCGUUCCAGCAUUACUCUGAGACCAACUACAAGCUCGCACUCAAAUCUUCUCUCUACGACUUCCAGUCCGCCCGGGAUUUCUACCGCGAAGCAUGUCUGUCCAGCGGCACCGCAAUGUCACGACCUCUCAUAAAACGAUACGUGGAACUUCAAUCCUUGGUCAUUGCAACCGUAGCGCCCCACUGGGCCGAAUACAUGUGGCUCGAAGUCCUUCAAAAGCCCCAAUCGAUCCAACUGGCACGAUGGCCCGAAGUUCCAGAGUCGAACCCAUCCCUCACUGCGGCGCGAGAGUACGUCAAGGGAACUUCAAGCAACAUCACAUCGGCGGAAGCGCAGACAGCGAAACGAAUGGCAAAGGGCAAAGCCGCGGCAUUUGACCCGCGCAAACCGAAACGCAUCACCAUCUUUGUCGCAACCAGUUUUCCCGCCUGGCAGGACAAGUAUGUCGACUUGGUCCGGGAGGCCUUUGAAAAAGCGACCCUGAAUGACGACAAGGCCCUCAAUGGCCAAGUUGCGAAGAUUGGAAAGGGGCCCGAAAUGAAGAAGGCCAUGCCGUUCGUGCAGACUCUUAAAAAGAGAUUGGUGGUUAACAAGGAGAGUCCGGCCGCCGUGUUUGAGCGCAAGUUGCCGUUUGAUGAAGUUCAGAUCCUCAAUGAGAUGAAAAAGGGGUUGAUUAAGACGACGGGCUGUAAGGAGGUCAUUAUCACCACUGUCACGGAGGAGAAUAAGGGGACACUCGCACCUAUGGCCGAGCAUGCCGUGCCCGGCCAGCCGACGUUCUUGUUUGAGAAUAUCGAGGGUUGAUUUUGACCUUGACACCCGUAGCUGAAGAAAUUUGAGAUUCCGGCGUGGUAGAUGCUUCAGCUCGGAUCGGCAAAAGCAAAAGCAGAAGCAGAUUAGGUGGAAGGUGGAUGCAUAGAUGAUAGAUGCCCUGGUGUACGUGGCCGUGGAUGCGUGGACCCAUUUGUCUGUCUGACUGGCAUCAAGAGGGAUUCUAGAUUCUAGAUUCUAGAAAAGUCAAAAAGAAAGAAAGAUUGGGGAUUGUCGAAAAAUGUUCAUGUUCUCGUUGGGGGUUUGGAGGACAAUAACAGUCCCUUCUUCUUUCCCCAAAUGUUACCGGUUACCGGUUACUGUAGUAUGCUACAUACAGUACUAGUAGCCCAGGUAACUAAGAUAUCCUUCAG